Messenger RNA from Colius striatus (speckled mousebird), 2424 nucleotides. RefSeq names its product serine/threonine kinase 32B (gene STK32B). The transcript is spliced from 12 exons. Gene Ontology annotation, biological process: regulation of signal transduction; protein phosphorylation; G protein-coupled receptor signaling pathway. Gene Ontology annotation, molecular function: G protein-coupled receptor kinase activity; G protein-coupled receptor binding; ATP binding. The record is from RefSeq and is a predicted model, not a curated record. Lineage: Eukaryota; Metazoa; Chordata; Aves; Coliiformes; Coliidae. The coding region runs from base 164 to 1432 and encodes 422 amino acids.
AUCUCUGCCGGGGGCAGACAGAUCGCUUUCAUGUCGCAGGGUGACUGCUAGCCCUGCGGAGGCUCCCCGGGCCGGGCCGGGGCUGAGGCUGGGGAGGCGGCGGCUGCCCCUGCUGCCGGGGUGCUGGUGCGCGCCGCGCCGCGCGGGAUGCUGGCGGCGGGGGAUGCGGAGCCGCCCGUGGAAUAACAUGGGGGGCGGCCACUCCCACCGGGCGCCCGUCUUCGACGAGAAUGAGGACGUUAACUUUGACCACUUUCAAAUAUUGCGGGCUAUUGGGAAAGGGAGUUUCGGAAAGGUGUGCAUUGUACAGAAGAGAGACACCAAGAAAAUGUAUGCCAUGAAAUACAUGAAUAAACAGAAGUGCAUUGAAAGAGAUGAAGUUCGAAAUGUUUUUCGGGAGCUACAGAUAAUGCAAGGCCUGGAGCAUCCUUUCCUAGUCAAUCUAUGGUAUUCCUUUCAAGAUGAAGAAGAUAUGUUCAUGGUAGUUGAUCUCUUACUUGGAGGAGACCUGCGUUACCACUUGCAGCAGAACGUCCACUUUAAUGAAGGAACUGUUAAGCUGUAUAUUUGUGAGCUGGCAUUGUCCUUGGAUUAUUUGCAGAGAUACCACAUAAUUCAUAGGGACAUCAAACCGGAUAACAUACUACUGGAUGAACAUGGACAUGUUCACAUCACUGACUUUAACAUAGCAACUAUAGUGAAAGGCUCAGAAAAAGCUUCUUCUAUGGCUGGCACAAAGCCCUAUAUGGCUCCAGAAGUGUUCCAGGCCUUUAUGGAUGGAGGUCCGGGAUAUUCAUAUCCAGUGGACUGGUGGUCGCUGGGAAUUACAGCAUAUGAAUUACUGAGAGGCUGGAGGCCCUAUGAAAUUCAUUCUGCCACCCCCAUUGAUGAGAUACUCAACAUGUUCAAGACAGAAAGAGUUCACUACUCAUCUGCAUGGUGCAAGGGCAUGAUAGCACUAUUGAAAAAGCUCCUCACUAAGGACCCAGAAUGUCGACUUUCAAGCCUUGCAGACAUUCAAAACUCUCCAUACCUAGCUGAUGUCAACUGGGAUGCUGUUCUGGAGAAAGCUGUGACCCCAGGCUUUGUUCCUAACAAAGGAAGAUUGAACUGUGACCCUACAUUUGAACUUGAAGAAAUGAUUUUAGAAUCCAAACCUCUCCAUAAAAAGAAAAAGCGACUUGCCAAAAACAAAUCCAAAGAUGGAGCUAAGGAAACCUGUCCACUGAACGUACACCUGCAGCAGUGCUUGGAAACCGUUAGGAAAGAAUUCAUCAUAUUCAACAGAGAGAAAUUAAGAAGACAGCAGGACCAGAGUGGACAGACUUCCAGCAUGGACAGCAGAGCACCCCUCCAGAGUCACGAGAAACUGGAAGACGGACGUAACAACAAUUUACUGGGACAUGGCUGCACAAGAGGCUGCAGCAGCUAGUGAGCUAUGUUCCCACACAGGCUUCCACCCUGGCAGGGUGAGGAAAGGUCCUCUCUGUGCAUGCCUUCAUCUUCACCCCUCGGAUCCUGGGACAUCUGACUCCUCCAAGAGUAGGAUCCCCAGCCAAGGACAAGCACACAGAGCACACUGGCUGAGACUUUCCACCCUGCUUUUGUUUUGACUCUGCUACCGGGAAAAAAAUGACCAUCAGCAGCAAAGUACAGUUUUAUAAGUAAGUGUCACUUUCCUUUACAAAAUCCUGGAAGAAAACUUGAAACAAUUCAUUAGGCAGCCUCUUACAGAUUGCCAUGUUUCUGGGUACUUGCAAGAGACAGCUUUACCUUGAAGGCUUUACAUUACCCUCUAUGUUAAUGAAACCAGUUUUGUUUGGAGUUUUGUGAAACUGCUGGAUGCAGCUGUUUCUGAGCACCUGCUGUUGGGUUUAUAACAGAUGUAUAAGAUGUAAAUACUUGAAUGUAGUGUCAAAUAGGCCAAACACUGAAUAAUUUCAUUUAAAUACCUGAAACCCAAUGGAAAAGUUGCAGCGUGACUGUAUUCACAUUGUUCUUUAACUUCAUGCAUUCUGCUUUGUAGUAAAAGUAGUAACAGGUGUGACCCUGGCCAAGUCAAAGUUUUGCUAGUGACUUUAGUGGAUGCCAGAGUGCAGUAGUAGUGUAUGAUAAUCAUGACAAAGAAAGACCUGUUUGUUCAUAACAGUAGGUUGACUGAACCAGAGUUGAAAGCAGGUUAGUAAGGAGAGCAAAAUAUUAACAGUUUGUUCAGAUCCAUAGUUAGCUAUUGUAAAAUGUGAAGAAGUUUCAUAUGUCUCUGUUUUCAUGGAUCUAUUCAGGAUGAGAAAUGGAAUGAAAUGUACUUUAUCUAAAGUAUUGUUGACAUGAAAGACUUUUUUCUAAACAGCAGCCACAAUUCCAAACAUUUAUGGUGUUUUCCAACUUGUACAUCCACAUUUUGAUAAUAAAUGCAUGCUUGUU